Messenger RNA from Hypanus sabinus (Atlantic stingray), 3831 nucleotides. RefSeq names its product OFD1 centriole and centriolar satellite protein (gene ofd1). Gene Ontology annotation, molecular function: protein binding. The transcript is spliced from 22 exons. The record is from RefSeq and is a predicted model, not a curated record. Gene Ontology annotation, cellular component: ciliary basal body; centrosome. NCBI's taxonomy places the organism in Eukaryota, Metazoa, Chordata, Chondrichthyes, Myliobatiformes, Dasyatidae. The coding region runs from base 494 to 3616 and encodes 1040 amino acids. Gene Ontology annotation, biological process: epithelial cilium movement involved in determination of left/right asymmetry.
UGGACCUAUCCUUGCUGGAGUUUAGAAGAAUGAACUGCUUUCUCACUGAAAGCUAUCAAAUAUUGAAAGGUCUAGAUAGAGUGUAUGUGGAAAAGAUGUUUUGUAUAUUGGGGGAGUCAAGGGCCAGAGGGCACAGCUUCAGAAUAGAAGGACAAUUGUUAAGAACAAAGAUGAGGAGGAAUUGCCUUAAACAGAAGGUGGUGAAUCUGUGAAACUCAUUGCCAUAGACCGCUAAGGAGGCCAAAUUAUUGGGUAUAUUUGAAGUGGAGGUUGAUAGUUUCUGAAUUAGUCUGGGUGUAAAGGGGAGGAGGCAGGAGAAUUUGGUUGAAAGGGAUAAUAAACUGACCAUUAUUAAAUGGCCUAAUUUUGUUCCUGUUUUAUGGUUUUAUGGCUAUUUCAGACAUUUUAACCAUUAUUCUUGAUCUUGAUGUUUACAUUUUGUAAUAUAAAAUAAUUAUAUAAUUUGGCUUAAUGUGCUGCAGUUUAUAAAUAAAUGGCUUCUGGAACUAGUCAAGCUAUUACUUCAGAAGAGCUUCGGAGAAGACUUUAUCAGACAUUCAAAAAUCGGGGUGUAUUAGAUUCUCUAAAGUCUCAGCUUCGAAAUCACCUUGUUCAUGAAUUGACACGUCCUGAUUUAAAUGGACAUUUCCUUUCCUGUGGUCGUCGCCAGCAUCCUUCUACAGAUGAACCUUCUCUAUUGAUUUUGGCUGCAAAUAGCAUUGUAGCAGAUCACUUGAGCCGAGCAGGAUAUGAGUACUCACUGUCUGUCUUCUAUCCAGAAUGUGGCUUAGAAAAGGAGAAGGUAUUCACAGCAAGAGAUCUCCUACAGAUCAUGAAAAUCAGCUCAACAUCAGACCUUUACAAGUCAAUUAUCUCAAAUCUUCAAAAGGAUCAUCAAAAAGGAUUUCUGAUGGAAUUCCUGAAGGAACUGACUGAUCAUCACUUAACGAGGGACUUUCGAAAUGCAGAGGUUCAGACAAACAGUAUUCCACAGUAUAAGGAAUCUAUUGUUGAUAAGCUUCAAAUGAUUGACGAAGAGUAUGCAGCGUUUCAACCUGCAAGCAUGCGAGAGGACUUCUGGGAAACAAAACUGCUUAAAUAUCGUAAGCAAAUAGAAGAACAGCUUCAUGCAGAACUGCAGCAAAAGCUACAGCAUUUUAAGGAUGUGGAAUUGGCUAAAAUUCAGAUUCAGGAGAAAGAGCUGUCAAGGAAGAUCAUAGAAGACCAAAGAUUGAAACUAGAUAAAAUGUAUCAGUUGAAAGUUGAAGCAUUGAUUGCACGAGAGAAGAAUGCUAUUGAGAGACUUCAGAAACAGCAGGAGGUUGAAGAGAAAGAAAUCUAUAUGCAGAGACAAAGUUUAUUAAAAGACAUUGAAUCUCUGCGUAAUAGAGAAAUAGAACUUGGACAACGAUUUGAAGCCUUUGAAAUGGCUCAAAAUCUGCAGGAACAUAAGAACAAGAGUGUACAAGAUAAUCUCCAAAGACGGGAGCUGGCAGUGAAAAAUAUCGAGGACAUGUAUGAGCAAAAGCUUAAGAAUGAACUAUGCAAGUAUCAGCUUGAACUACAAGAAGAUUAUCGAAAGAGAGCUGAGAAAGUGGCAGUAAAUGAGAAAAGAAUUGAAGCAGAAGCAGCUCGAUUACAUGAAGAAUCUCUUAUCAUACAUUCCAGUAAGGAGGAACUUCAGCAAACUCGUGCUCAAGCAAUGAAGUUGGAGGUUGAACUAGAUGAAGCUAAAGGCCAAAUUUGUUUGCUAAUGAAGCAGAAUGAAUUACUGAAUGAAAAGUUAAAGGAUACAGCAGACUAUGCAUCAUUAAAAACUGGAAAUGUACAGUUUCAGACUGAAAUCAAACUACUUCGGGAACAGUUGGAUGAAGCUCGUUGCGAAAAUCAGAAACUUUGUGAAAUGUUAAAUGAACCUUCUGCUGCACACAUAGCACUUCAAGCUGAGUUGAAGAAAAUAGAAUAUUCCAGAAAACUUGACCAGGAUGAAUAUCAAAGACAAAAAGAAAUAUUAGAGCAGCAGUUGCAGCAUGAGAUGGAGCGAUGUGCACAGGUGAGAAGCCAACUUCUAGAAUUUGAGGAUCAAACCAGAAGGUUGAAUGUACAAGUUGAUGAUUUGAAACUUCAACUGCGACAGACACAGUUAGCUUUAGAGAAUGAAGUGUACCGUAAUCCCAAACCCUCACUGGUUGAUCGGUCGGCUCUUGACCUCACUGCAGACAGAAUAGUACCUCCUGACAUCUAUCUAGAUACUGGUUUACCCAGGAGCCGGAUAGUACUUGAGGAACGAUUCCUUUAUCCAGGCUCUAGUAUGGGUGCAAACUACUCCAAGUACUUUGGAACACCAAGUUCUUCAUCAGAUUCAGACCAAGAUUUUGUAGCAGGGGCCAAGGCCCGAAUAAGAGAGCUGGAAAAGGAGUCCGAGAACUUAGAGGAAGCCUACAGGAACUACCAAAGUAGACUGAUUCAAGCUGCUGUUCAGAGAAGUUCAGAGGCUCGACCUUUUUCUCUAUUGCCAGUUAACAACAGUAGUCUCAAUAAAAUUUCAUCCAGCCACCCACACAGAGUUACAUUUGCAGACUCUUUCUUAACUUCCGAAAAAUCAAAGCCAUCAAGACACCCAAUAUCUGAAGUAAGCCAUCAGUCAACAAAUAUAAUUGAAGAUUACCAAACCCCUUCUGUAGGCUUGUUCACUUCCCCAAAAUAUAGCUCUUCAACGCCUGUCAAACACAAACCUGAAUAUGGCAUGUACAUGAAGACUUCAGAAGGUGAGGAUGGGUCAUUUCUGAUCCGUGUUCCCAGUGUAUCCGAACAUCAAAAGCCAAUUGCAACCGGUGAAGUACAAUCCCAUGGCAGUUCAGAUGAAAGUAAUGCAAACCAUCCUUCAUCUAUCAUCUGUGGAGCAAAUGAAAGGUCAGAAAAUGAUCAGGUUGAUGAUCCCUUGUCUAUGCCUUCAACAGCUCCAAGGUUUGAAGAACUGCUUGAUCAACCAGAUAAACAUUGUGAAAUCGUGCAAGAAGGUGUUUCAAAGCUUAACAAAUACUGGGAAGAAAAUGAGGAUAAAAGCUCUGUUUCUUCACUACACCAAGAAAUAAUUUCCUCUCCAGCAGAUGCUUGUGAGUUCCCAUCAUCAUGUGGUAUGUUGUGUACAACUGAAAUGGAAUGGAUUGAAGAAGUGGAAAAAACCAGAGGAGAGGAAGAAAGCAAAGAAAAGGGAAAUCGAGGUGUAGAAGAAAACACAUGGCACGAGCAGAGACAAAAGGGGGAAGAGAAUCAAUGUUUGGAAAGCGAGGAGUCAAGUGAAAAAGAAAAGGAACAGGAACGACUAGAACAAGAAAAGGGUGAAAAGCUAAUGAUGGAUCAUGAUAGACAAAGCCCAGAAGAGCAUAUUCCAGAAAUUGUAGAAUUACCUGUAUCAAGUGUGGAUCCACUGGAGAAAUAUAUGAAACUAAUUCAACAGCAGAAAGAAGAAGAACAACAACAGAAGGAAGAACAGCAGGAAAAGAGUUCCAAGAAGGAAGUAGAAGAAGAGAGUUUGUCACUCCAAACACUGUCUGAUGGGAAAACUGGCAGCCCUGCAGCCUCACAUGAAGAAACUGAUGAUACAUUCUGGUGAAUUUGCCAUAGCAACAGCCCUUUAAUAUGGAUCCAUCACAGAAUUGAUUUAAGCUACAUUCAACAUUUUUAAAUAAAUUGUUUAUUUGAAAUUUUAUAAAUCUUAUGCCUUAUGACAGUUUUUCCAAAAAUACUUACCCUGUUGGUAAUUUUUUUUAAAUUGUAAAGGUCCUAUAAUAAGAGAAUGAUUGGCAAAUAAAUUUAACCUCAUGCAUA